AUGAUCAGUUGGAAAAAGCCAUUGGAGAAAGAGUAUAAACUUAAUGUUGAUGGCGCAUCUAAAGGAAACCCGGGAUUAGUCGGUGGAGGAGGAGUUCUACGCGACUCAAACGGAACAUUUUUGGCUGGUUUUUCUCACCACUAUAGUCCUUGUACGAAUAUGGUAGCUGAAACUCGUGCUCUUCUUGAUGGAUUGUGUAUGUGCAGGGACCUUGGAGUUCAACUUGUGUUUAGAGAGGCCAAUAUGGCUGCUGAUUUUCUGGCAAAAAUGGCGAGCGAUGGAUCUUCUAUUGACUUCCUUUAUGGCGAUGAGGUUCCAACUACUCUUAGAGGGAUUUUGCGUACAGAUCGGUGGAAGUUACCUUAUCUUAGACGGUGA
Fraxinus pennsylvanica is the source of this 378-nucleotide messenger RNA. Lineage: Eukaryota; Viridiplantae; Streptophyta; Magnoliopsida; Lamiales; Oleaceae. The record is from the annotation of a GenBank genome assembly.